This is a messenger RNA of Rhincodon typus (whale shark), 1827 nucleotides long. RefSeq names its product kelch-like protein 10. The coding region runs from base 1 to 1827 and encodes 608 amino acids. Lineage: Eukaryota; Metazoa; Chordata; Chondrichthyes; Orectolobiformes; Rhincodontidae. Gene Ontology annotation, molecular function: protein binding. The record is from RefSeq and is a predicted model, not a curated record. The transcript is spliced from 5 exons.
AUGGAGGAGCCCUCAACCUCGACCCGGCAGCUAAGGCAGAGCACCAUGGAGAGGAAGAUGAGCGCCAUGGCAUGUACCAUCUUCAAUGAGCUUCGACUUGAGGGAAAACUCUGCGACGUGCUCAUCAGAGUGAACGGCAUUGACUUCAACGCCCACAAGAAUAUCCUAUGCAGCUGUAGCUCCUACUUUCGGGCUCUAUUUACUAGCGGUUGGAACAGCAUAGAAAAGAAGGUGUACAACAUUCCAGGGGUAUCCCCCGACAUGAUGAAGCUCAUCAUAGAAUAUGCAUAUACUCGGACAGUCCCAGUCACUGUGGAAAAUGUUGAGAGACUCCUGGCUGCUGCAGACCAGUUCAAUGUCCUGGGAAUUGUCAGAGCUUGUUGUGAAUUCCUUGAAUCUCAGUUAUGCCUUGAAAACUGCAUCGGGAUCUGCAAAUUUGCAGACUACUACUUCUGCCCAGAGCUCCGACACAAAGCCUACAUGUAUAUCCUGCACCAUUUUGAGGAGAUAGUGAAGGUGAGUGAGGAGUUCCUAGAGCUGUCAGCCUUUGAGCUCAGAGACAUCAUUGAGAAGGAUGAGUUGAAUGUGAAACAAGAAGAUGUAGUAUUUGAUGCCAUUCUCAAGUGGAUUGCCCAAGACCCAGACAUCAGGAAAAAGUGCAUUGUCAUACUGCUGCCCAAGGUCAGACUGGCUCUGAUGAACGCCGAAUAUUUCAUGAAUAACGUGAAGAACAAUGAUUAUGUGAAGGAUAACGAUGACUGUAAGCCCAUCAUCAUUAACGCGCUAAAGGCCAUGUACGACCUGAACAUGAACGGACCGUCCAACUCGGAUUUCCGUAACCCGCUGACCAGACCCCGGCUGCCGUACUCCAUCCUGUUUGCGAUCGGCGGCUGGAGCGGGGGCAGUCCCACGAACGCUAUCGAGGCUUACGAUGCCCGGGCGGACCGCUGGGUCAAUGUAACGUGUGAGGAGGAGAGCCCCCGGGCAUAUCACGGAGCCGCCUACCUGAACGGCUUCGUCUACAUCAUCGGCGGCUUCGACAGCGUCGACUAUUUCAACAGCGUCAAGCGCUUCGACCCGGUUAAAAAGACGUGGCAGCAGGUGGCCCCCAUGCAUUCCCGCCGCUGCUAUGUCAGUGUCACGGUGCUCGACAGCUUCAUCUACGCCAUGGGCGGCUUCGAUGGCUACGUCCGCCUCAACACCGCCGAGCGGUACGAGCCCGAGACUAACCAGUGGACGCUCAUCGCCCCCAUGCACGAACAGCGGAGCGACGCCAGCGCUACCACCCUCCACGGCAAGGUUUACAUUUGCGGAGGAUUCAAUGGUAAUGAGUGCUUGUUCACAGCCGAAUUCUACACUCCUGAAACUAACCAAUGGACGACCAUAGCACCCAUGAGGAGCAGGCGUAGCGGCGUUGGCGUUAUAGCUUAUGGUGAAUGCGUAUACGCAGUUGGAGGCUUUGAUGGGGCCAACCGUCUCCGGAGUGCUGAAGCUUACAGCCCACUCACCAACACCUGGCGCACUUUACCCACUAUGUUUAAUCCGCGGAGUAAUUUUGGAAUUGAGGUGGUGGACGAUCUCUUGUUUGUUGUGGGCGGUUUCAAUGGUUUCACGACGACGUUCAACGUAGAGUGUUAUGAUGAGAAGACAGAUGAAUGGUACGAUGCCCAUGACAUGAGCAUCUACCGCAGUGCCCUGAGUUGUUGUGUUGUGCCAGGACUACCUAACGUUAGAGAAUAUGCAGCGCCCAGAGACAGUCUGCUGGGAUUACUGUCCCGUGAGGAACAAAUAAAAUACUCUGCCUCUACCAGUCUCUUAGCGGUAUGA